GUUCCUGAGGGUGUUAUUCUUCCUCCUCCAGAGGCCAGAGAGGUGGUCAUCAGAACUGCAGGCUAUAUUCACAGAAAUGGCUCUGCCUUUGAAGCUAGGCUUUCUAAAGAUCAGGACGACAGAGCUGUCUCCAAAUUCUCCUUCUUGAGACUGCACGAUCCCUUCAACUCCUACUACAGAUGGGUUCUCUCGCAGUACAGAAAUGGCUGCAUUGCCACCAACUCCACCAAUGUCUCCAACACUCCACCAACCCCAACAGCAACUUCCUCUGUCUCCACAACCAAAUCCCCUGUAUCGCCGCCAGAAGAGUUACUUUUCGCAGUGGAUAUGCCCUCCAUUUCCUUCUUCGACUUGCAAGUCAUCAAGCUAACUGCCUUAUUUUGUGCCAGAAAUGGUGACAAUUACAUCAACAACUUGAAAACACACAUUGAGAAUCUCUCAUCCUCUGAUCAAAGUGCACCAGAACACCCCAACUUGGUUGACUCCAAAAUCGGCAAUCUUCCAAACAAACCCCAAUCCGAGCCCACCAAACAAAACGCUCUCUACUCUGUCUCCCAAUUCCAAUUUCUCAACUCAAAUCACUCUCUAAAUCCUCUCUUCACCUCCUUCGUCAACCAAUACAAAAUAGUUCUCGACUUGAAUACAAAAACAAACACUUCCAGCUCCAACAUAUCCAUACUAUCAAAUAUCAAGUCCGCUAUCAAUCCUGCCUUCAAUUUAACGGACUUCCUACUAACAAACGCCUACAAACGAGCAGAAUACACCUUCAAGAAUAAAAAAGACUUGAUUGCAAAAAAGAAAAAAUCUGAAAAAGAAAAAUUGGAAUACGCUUCAAUUGACUGGCAAGACUUUACAAUUGUCGAAACAAUCAACAUCACAGAUCAUGACAAAAAACUAGACCUCCCAAUGCCAUUAUCUCUAGCUCAGCUAGAAUACAGAUCUCUUCAACAAAAAAAUGCCACUCUACUAAUCCAAGAGGCUUCUCCUGAUUACAACACAUCCUCUCAACCUCAACCUCAACCUCAACCUCAACCUAUAAAUACUCUUCCUUCCAUUCCCCAGCGACCUCCAGUCGGUAUAAAAAUCAGAUCUGCUGGUGAAACGAGACUAAAAAGAUCCCGCCAAUACAUCAACAACACCAUUUACAACAACAUCAAAUCAAACUCGCUAAAUAACAAAUCACCAGACUACAAACCAGAAAAUCUAAUCUCUUGCCCAAUUACAAACCAACUCAUCCCAGAAUCAAAAUUCGAUAAACACAUCAAAUCAAUUCUCCGCGAUCCGCGAUACUACGAUCAAAAAAAAAAAUUCGAAUCAAAUAUGAAAUUAUCAAACUUAUCUUAUGAUGAAGCUUAUGAAAAUAUAAAAAAACUA
Molecule: messenger RNA, 1374 nt
Organism: Ascoidea rubescens DSM 1968
Lineage: Eukaryota; Fungi; Ascomycota; Saccharomycetes; Ascoideales; Ascoideaceae
Gene: PRP21
Product: Prp21p
Exons: 1
Biological process (GO): regulation of alternative mRNA splicing, via spliceosome; mRNA cis splicing, via spliceosome
Cellular component (GO): catalytic step 2 spliceosome; U2-type prespliceosome; U2 snRNP
Molecular function (GO): RNA binding
Source: RefSeq, a predicted model, not a curated record